Molecule: messenger RNA, 999 nt
Organism: Dentiscutata erythropus
Lineage: Eukaryota; Fungi; Glomeromycota; Glomeromycetes; Diversisporales; Gigasporaceae
Source: the annotation of a GenBank genome assembly
AUGAUGAUGUUGAUUCCCUGCUUGAUUAUAUUACUGUUUAUUAAUUCAAUUGUGGCUGAUGUCACUAUCACAUCUGUACCUUCUGCGGGUUUGCCUUCUAAUCAAUAUAUUAUUGAAAAUCAACUGCCUCUUUCUGAACAAACACAUGAACUGGUCAAAGUGGAAGAUAUUGUCCUUGUUUCGCAAAUGUCGAACAGUGUUUUGGUGAAAGUUCAAGUCGACAAAUAUGGCAUCGCUCAACAUGUGGCGGGCUUCCAAAUUGCAAAUUCCACCUCUGGUUUACAUGGUUUGGCCCACUCCACCAAGAACCCUGGCAUGGUGUGGCUCACAUUAGAAACGGACAACAAAUUGUUGUUGAUUGAUCCUGUGACGGCAUCGGUUACGGAUGCUCCCAAGGUGAUUAAAGAAAUCAAUGUACCCCAGCCUGGCAAUGGUCCUCAUUACAUUGGUGUCGCCCAUCCUAUUUUUAUCGCCCAACAUCCUAUAAACAAGAUGUUCUAUUCUGGUGAAGAUGAUUCCAGCAAAAUCAUAAAAAUCAACCCUGCAACUGGCAAUACCAUCCAAAUUGAUGUCGAUUCCAGUGCUGGUACAACCCCCGUUGGCAUGAUCAGUGGUCCUAAGGGUAUCUGGUUCACUCUUCUUGGUAAUGCAACAGCUGGCACAGGUACCUUUGGUUUCAUCGAUCAAGAUGACAAGAUUGUGUACCACAAACUCACGUCUCCCUUAGGCAAGGAUGCUGCCUUGUUGCAUCUUGCAUUUGAUGUUGCUUACGAAACCAAUUACAAGAUGUAUCUCUUGUCCUCUUCAAUCGACAACCCGAAUGCUUUGGAUAUGGUCAUCAAGGUCACCUUUGAUGAGCAAUGGACCACCAUCAAGGAUGAAGAGGUCAUUGUGAUUCCUACACAGCAAUGCAAAGCCCAUCGUCUUUUACCUACUCAAUUCAAUGUCUUUGCUACUGAACUCGCCGCCUCCAAAUUUUUAACCUUGUUUAGUCCUUAA